Hevea brasiliensis (rubber tree) is the source of this 708-nucleotide messenger RNA. RefSeq lists its product as uncharacterized. Bases 139 to 546 code for a protein of 135 amino acids. The record is from RefSeq and is a predicted model, not a curated record. Lineage: Eukaryota; Viridiplantae; Streptophyta; Magnoliopsida; Malpighiales; Euphorbiaceae. The transcript is spliced from 2 exons.
UCUCCCUUGGUCCCAUAAGUAAGUGUAUAAGUGCAGUAUAUUAUUAACCUUUGCAUAUAAAAUUGAAUUGUGGACAACUUCCAUGAGCAUUGGCAAAUAUAUUAAGAAUUUGCAAGAACUAGAAGUAGAAGGCAUACAAUGGUAGUCAAGAUUUCUUCCCUCCUAAUCAUUUGCUGCUUCGUCCUAGUUGUAGUCCUCCACACCAUUCCGCAGGGUCUGGCUUCAAUAAGGAUCCUAGAGGAUAUUCCUCAAAACGGUACGACUAACAAUAAUUCGACUGGAUACAACCAAAGCAAAGGACCAAGCAAAACUGGACUCCAUGGAAGUGAAUCGCCUCAUGCCGGUUCAGCCACUGGCGGUAGUUCUCCUUCUGGGACAGUCGUAAUGCCACCUCCAACCGCAGUCACUAGGGUGGAAUAUGGAUCUGGUGGAAAUGGAAAUAGUCAAGAUGCAGGUGAUGGCGGCGGUGGAGGUGGAAACCAACCAUCCACUCAAUACAACUAUUCCCCACCGGAGCACGAUUAUAGUCCCCCAGACUACAACUAGGUCUAGUUAUAAUUUUAUUGUGCAACAAUGGUGCUGCCCCCGUACCAAGUUGUGUAUGAAGCCAUUUUUCAAUAUAUGUUGCUAAAUUUCUAUGAAUACGAUCGACCUUUUAACUUGCUGGGUACUCUGCGGAGAAUGAGAAUAUGUCAUCACUCCUGGGAU